ACAAUUUUCCAAUCCUCCAUCGACGGCGGCAAGUCAUGGCCACAGCCUCUCCUUAUGACGUGGAAGGCGCCGCCUCCUACCUCCCCCUCCCCUCCUCCUUUCAUCCUCCCCGCCAUUCUAAGAAGCUCCUCCCCACCAUUCUCCUCUCAUCCUUCCUCCUCAUAUCAUUAAUUCUCCUCCUCUCCACAAACCAAACCCCACCCUCUCAAAUCAAACUCAACGACGCCGCCGCCGCAGAUCACACCGCACCUCCGCUCUCGCGAGGGGUGUCGAAAGGCGUGUCGGAGAAGGUUUUCCGGCAAGUCAGCAGCAAUGCUUUGACUUUCCCAUGGAACAACAUCAUGCUAUCCUGGCAGAGAACGGCUUUCCACUUUCAACCGGAACAGAAUUGGAUGAAUGAUCCUAAUGGUCCAUUAUUCCACAAGGGAUGGUAUCACCUGUUCUACCAAUACAAUCAAGAAUCAGCUGUGUGGGGUAACAUCACAUGGGGCCAUGCGGUCUCCAAGGAUCUAAUCCACUGGUUCCACCUCCCCUACGCCAUGGUCCCCGAUCAAUGGUACGACGUCAACGGCGUCUGGACCGGCUCCGCCACCAUCCUCCCCGACGGCCAGAUCAUCAUGCUCUACACCGGCGACACCACCGACGCCGUUCAGGUCCAGUGCCUCGCCUACCCGGCCAACCUAUCCGACCCGCUCCUCAUCGACUGGGUCAAGAGCCCCAGCAACCCGGUCCUCUUCCCCCCUCCCGGGAUCGGCUCCAAGGACUUCCGGGACCCCACCACCGCCUGGCUCAGCCCCGGCGGCGACAAGUGGCGCAUCACCAUCGGUUCCAAGGUUAACAAAACCGGCAUCUCCAUGGUCUACGAGACCUCCGACUUCAUCAAAUACGACCUGUUGGAUGGCUACUUGCACCAAGUUGUGGGCACGGGUAUGUGGGAGUGCAUUGACUUCUACCCUGUCUCGUUGACCGACUCUAAUGGGUUGGACACGUCGGUCAACGGAGCCGGGGUGAAGCAUGUGAUGAAGGCCAGCAUGGAUGAUGAUAGGCACGACUAUUAUGCCAUUGGGACAUAUGACCCGAUCGGCAACAAGUGGACACCAGACAACCCGGAGCUGGACGUCGGCAUUGGCCUCCGAUAUGAUUACGGCAUAUUCUACGCUUCAAAGACGUUCUACGACCAUGAUAAGCAGAGGAGGAUUCUGUGGGGUUGGAUUAGUGAAUCUGAUGCUGAAGGACUUGAUCUCAUCAAGGGAUGGGCUUGUGUUCAGUCUAUUCCGAGAACAGUUGUGUACGACCAGAAGACAGGUACGGACUUACUUCAGUGGCCAGUGGAAGAACUUGAGAGCUUACGAGGUGACAGUGUUGAGGCUGAUGUGAAGCUUGGACCGGGUUCCAUUGUGCCGGUUGCAAUUGAUUCUGCCUCUCAGCUAGAUGUGGAGGUGUCGUUUGAGCUUGACCAAGGGGCCGUUGAGGCAGCCCCUGAAGCUGGCGCGGGAUACGACUGCACUACCAGCGGUGGUGCUGCCAAUAGGGGAGUCUUAGGACCAUUCGGAAUCCUUGUUCUUGCUGAUGACAAUCUCACCGAGUCGACACCAAUCUACUUCUAUGUAGCUAAAGGGCCUAAUGGCAAGACAGAGUCUCAUUUUUGUGCUGAUGAAUUAAGGUCUUCCCAAGCUCCUGAUGUUGUGAAAACAGUUUAUGGAAGCAGUGUUCCAGUCGUAGAUGGAGAAAAGUUCACUAUUAGAUCAUUGGUGGACCACUCGAUCGUUGAGAGCUUUGCUCAAGGAGGGAGAAGAGUGAUCACUUCAAGAGUGUAUCCGACAAAGGCCAUCAAUGGCGCAGCGCGAGUUUUCUUGUUCAACAACGCUACUGGAGCGAGCGUCACUGUAUCCCUUAAGAUGUGGACAAUGGGGUCUGCCGAUAUUCGCCAGUUUCCCCUCUGAUUCAUUUGCAUAUACCACAUGCAAUUCUUCUGCAGCAAAAAGCCUCACGUCUUUCAGAGAUGAUUGCUUUCAUUUUUUCAGAAUCAUUGGUUUUUCCCCUCUUUAUUUUGAUGUUUUGUAUCACGUAGAUUAUGUAAGGCUGUAAUAGAGAUCUAUGUUGAUUGUGCAACGCUGGAAAUAAAAUUGCUAUUUGAGUUUUGCGAUUUUA
Molecule: messenger RNA, 2151 nt
Organism: Salvia splendens (bonfire salvia)
Lineage: Eukaryota; Viridiplantae; Streptophyta; Magnoliopsida; Lamiales; Lamiaceae
Product: beta-fructofuranosidase, soluble isoenzyme I
Exons: 6
Coding region: 36-1943 (635 amino acids)
Biological process (GO): carbohydrate metabolic process
Molecular function (GO): beta-fructofuranosidase activity
Source: RefSeq, a predicted model, not a curated record